Messenger RNA from Rana temporaria (common frog), 1625 nucleotides. It is a transcript of the gene UTP3, whose product is annotated as UTP3 small subunit processome component. The transcript is spliced from 17 exons. The coding region runs from base 173 to 1570 and encodes 465 amino acids. Gene Ontology annotation, biological process: maturation of SSU-rRNA from tricistronic rRNA transcript (SSU-rRNA, 5.8S rRNA, LSU-rRNA). Lineage: Eukaryota; Metazoa; Chordata; Amphibia; Anura; Ranidae. Gene Ontology annotation, cellular component: nucleolus; small-subunit processome. The record is from RefSeq and is a predicted model, not a curated record.
GGAUACAAUGUAACGAACCAAGGAAAUUCCAAUCAAAACAAACAUUUCUGUCAUCUGUCAGAUUAUAAUAUGACGGAACAAAAGUCCCGGGUCGUGUUUCUGGAGGGACUGUAUAAGGCGGUGGACCGGAAGUGGUAGACACGUGUGGACGGAGACUGGAGAAGAGGGGAGGAUGGGGAAACCUCGCAGGGUACAGAGGCACAAAAAAGCCAAAGAAGAUGACCUUGUGUAUGACGAAUCCGUGUCCAAUGCAAAUAUCCCUUCCACAAAGGAGCUCUCCUCAAAGUAUUAUAAUGAUGAAGUUGAUGAUUACCACGAGGGGAAGUUUAAGAGUCUGAUGGAAAAAGGAGUAAAAUUUGACAGCGAUGCAGAACAAUAUGACAGUGAGGAGGAGGUUAUGCCCCUUGAUAUUCCUGAAGAGGAGGAGGAAGAUGAUGAUGAUGAAGACGAUCGUAUUUCAAUGGGAAGUGACCUAGAAGAUCGUACAAAUGAUGGUCUACCAGAUGCUUUGGCCUGGGGGCAGAAGAAGAAGCUGUAUUAUGAUACGGACUACAAGGAAUACAACAAAAAAAAGAAAAAAAGCCAAGAGGAGCUGGAUGUUGAGGCUGAAGAAGAGGAGGAGGAAGCACAAAAUGUCCAGCAACGGUUGGCAAAGACCCUCAGUGAGGAAGAUUAUGGGCUGGAUUUCUUACAGGAAUAUAGCGAAAAACCGAGUGAUGAGAAGCUGUCCGAGGAAAAGAUUGUGAAGGAUUUGGAGAAAAUGUCUGAUAAGGAGAAACGCAAAUUGUUGAAGAAGGAAUCUCCGGAGCUGCUGGAACUUACUCAGGAUCUGAAGCUUAAGCUAGAAGAGGUGAAAAAUGAAUUGGAACCAUUGUUGCAGCUGGUGAAAGAUGGGACCAUCCCUGAAGGAAAGGGUAGUGCCUACCUGCAGACUAAAUUCCAGCUGUAUAUGAACUAUUGCACAAAUAUCAGCUAUUACCUGUUUUUGAAAGCCAAGAGACUGCCAAUCACUGGGCACCCCGUGAUAGAAAGACUGGUCACCUAUAGAAAUCUGAUAAACAAAUUGGCGGUUGUGGAUCAAAGAUUAUCUCCAGAAAUACAUUUGCUUCUAAGUGAAGAUUUCCAGAAAAAUCCAAGUGACUUUAAACUCCAAAAUAGUCGACCAAAAGCUUCCAAGAAAGCAGCUGUCAAGCGCCCUCUAGAGGAGCCUAAGGACACAGACUCAGAUCUGGAUGAAAACGAUGCUCUGAGCUAUUACAAGAUGAUGGAGAGAAAACUACUAGAAAAAAGGAAACGUGGGAAAACCGAACAAAUUGAUGAGGUACCAACAGAAGAAAUGGAUCCCAAUGCAAAGAGAGCUAUUACUUACCAGAUUGCGAAAAAUAAAGGACUUACACCUAAAAGGAAGAAGAUUGACCGAAAUCCCAGAGUUAAACACAGAGAGAAGUUCAGGCGUGCCAAAAUCCGCAGAAAGGGCCAGGUCCGAGAGGUUCGCAAGGAGGAGGUCAGAUACUCCGGAGAGUUAUCUGGGAUCCGUGCAGGGGUUAAGAAGGGUAUCAAGCUUAAAUAAAGUGUGUGUGUGUGUGUGGAUUUUAUUGUAUAUUAAAAAUGUCUUCUAUUUGUAA